Plutella xylostella (diamondback moth) is the source of this 1809-nucleotide messenger RNA. It is a transcript of the gene Sirt2, whose product is annotated as NAD-dependent deacetylase sirtuin 2 homolog. Gene Ontology annotation, molecular function: NAD+ binding; histone deacetylase activity, NAD-dependent. The record is from RefSeq and is a predicted model, not a curated record. Lineage: Eukaryota; Metazoa; Arthropoda; Insecta; Lepidoptera; Plutellidae. Gene Ontology annotation, cellular component: nucleus.
ACUUUACCUAUUACGCAGUAUUUAGUAGAAAUGCGCUUGGUUAACUACAGCAAGUUACUUUUUCUGUCAGUGUCAAAAAAUAAACCGUGGCGGACAAAGGUUUUGAGUCGGAAUUUACAAAUAAUGUCUUCAAAUUCACCGAGCGGAGCUGGAAGUAGCGAUGGUGAUGAUGAUCCGCUGUUCCCGCUCCCGGCUGCCUUGGCUUGUUUGGGUGCCAGAGUUCCCGACCUGGACGUGGACAAUGUCCGCGAGUACCUGGCGAGGAAGCUGGGCCUGCACGACCACUCCGACAACGCUGUCACGGCGGACCAGGUGCUCGACGAAGUCUCUGUGGACGGAAUCGUGCGAUGGAUCCAAGGCACUCGCUGCAAAAACAUAAUAACACUCGCCGGAGCGGGCAUAUCGACCUCCGCUGGCAUCCCAGACUUCCGUAGUCCGGACACUGGCCUGUACCACAACCUGGCCAAGUACAAUCUUCCCGAGCCACAAGCAAUAUUUGAAAUCAACUUCUUCAGACAAAAUCCUAAGCCUUUCUUCACAUUAGCCAAGGAACUGUGGCCCGGCAACUUUAUACCCACCGUGUCACAUUACUUUAUAAGACUGCUGCACGAGAAAGGGCUCCUCCUGCGCCACUACACGCAGAACAUCGACACGCUGGAGCGCGGCGCCGGCCUGCCCGAGGACCGGCUGGUGGAGGCGCACGGCACCUUCUACACCUCGCACUGCCUCGACUGCAGGAAGGAGUAUAGUAUGGAGUGGAUGAAAGAGCUGGUGUUCGCGGACCAGGUGCCGCGGUGCGGCUGCGGCGGGCUGGUGAAGCCCGACAUCGUGUUCUUCGGGGAGAGUCUGCCCGCGCGGUUCCAGGAGUGCCUGCAGGUGGACUUCGAGCGCUGCGACAUGCUCAUCAUCAUGGGCUCCUCGCUCGAGGUGCAGCCCUUCGCCUCGCUCAUCGACAUGGUCCCGGACUGGUGUCCCCGGCUGCUCAUCAACCGCGAGAAGGCGGGCACCCGCUCGCCCAUCUUCCGUCUACUUGGCCUGCACAGCGGCGGCCUACAACUGGAUGAGGACUCGUAUAGAGAUGUGGCGUUGUUGGGCAACUGCGAUGAUGGAUGCACGACUCUGGCUACCAAGCUAGGAUGGGGGGACGCGCUGCGCGAACUAGUAGUCAGAGAGCAGGCACGGCUGAAAGCAGCCGGAGGAAACACGGCCUUCGGACCCGCUCACAGCUCCACUGCGUCCAGCCAUAGCCUGCACAUGUCGGGGCCAAGUAUCCCGCUUAUGAGUCAUAAUGCCCCACAUGCUGGUCAUAGUGCCCCACAUGCAGGUCAUAGUGCCCCAGUUGGGGCAACCCCGACAGUCGUCUCGCCCACUAGCACGCCGUCCGUAGCCAGCGAUGAAGACCUGCCCACACACAAGUGACAGAAUCACAAUGUUUGUUGUAGUGAGGUAAGAUUGAAAUGAAGAGCGAAGUAGCUUCGAAGUGAGGUCAAAAUUAAAGUCAGUGAAGAUAUGCAGUGUUGGAAUGCGAAGCUAUUUAGUGGAAAAAGGCUUAUGAUUUUGUCCGAAUGAAGUAAUAUAUUUUGAGAAGGCUUUUUAAAUUAAUUUAACUGACACUGAAUUUAUCAAGUCUAUGGCGUCUAGCUAAGUCUAGUCUAGACAAUAAAAUAAUUACAAAAUACCUACAACUAAUUUAUUUUAUCUUAGUUUAUAUUUAUAACACAACUGUUUGACCGGAGUUUAAUUCUCCACUCUUGUUGGAUAUUCAUAACAUAUUUCCUCAAUUUGUUUAAAAUCUUUUUUUAUUCUAGA